AUGAACAGGGUUAGAAGCGAACUGGGGCGCAGGAAAAAAGGGGAAAACAUAUUUACACGCGUGGAUGACGCGCUUUUGCGCCGUUUGAAGAGGUCCGCGUGCCGGUUUGUGAAGGAGGUUAAUCGAACGUCCAGGUGCGUUAGGAGGAGCGGCGCGGGGGGUGGCGGCAUUGGAAGGGACGACCAACGGGAGGAGAAGCCGCCCCCUCGAAAGGAAGACGGUGUUGCGAAGAGGAGGGGCAUUCUGCGGGGAGAGCGCAGUAGCAGGAGGGGGAGCCCGAAGAAGGGGGGGCUGCGGGUGCAGUGGGCGGAUGGUAAAAAAGAAGUUGAAGAGGGGGAAGAAGGCAAAGCAGCUAAAGAAGGUGAAGAAGGUGAAGAAGCUAAAGAAGGGUGCUUCCUCGAGGGUGGCUCGUCUGGGCUAGAGAGGGGAGGGGGCCGCCAUGGCAACCCAGAUGGUGCCCCCGACUGCGCACAGCUUCGCACCGACGAUGGGGAGGAGAAGGUUAAGGAGGCUUCCCCCCAGGGAAGAAGCGCUCGAAGUGGAGAGGAAACUGUGGAGGGGCUCCCAAAUCGCUUUGGAGGAGGAGCCCCCCCACAGCAGGGCAAUUUGGAAGCACUUCCCCACGAAAGCUACUCGGGCGAACGCACCUACAGCGAAGUGGACGCGUACGUAGACACGUUUAGGGAAACUCUGGGGGACGACCUGGCGGAUGACCUGACUGACCACAUGGCUGACCGCUUUACUGACCACCUGUCGGACGACAUAACCGAUUUGCAGCCCAUCCAUUUGGCCACCAAAGAAGGAAACCUAGCGCUGGUGAAAAAGAUGCUACAGGCUGGAACCUACAUUAACAGCAAGACGAAGACGAGGCAGUUCACCCCGUUGCAUCUGUCGGCAUCGAGAGGAGACAUAGACGCAGUGAGAUUUCUAAUUGAAAAUGAUGCAGAUGUUAAUGCGCUCUCCUGCGAUAAUGAAACGCCUCUGUGGUGUGCCUCUAUCUCUAACCAUUUGAACGUUUGCAAGUAUUUCCUUUCACAUGGAGCACUGCCUAACUUGACGUUAGGAAGGAAGAGGUACUAUGACUCUCCUUUGCAUGCAGCUUCCAUGAUGGGGAAUUACGAAAUUGCAAAAUUGUUAAUAGAAAACGGAGCAGAUGUGAGUUGCUUAGAUUCGAACCAACUAGAACCCGUGCACUACGCCUCCUUCGAAGGACACAAGGGGAUUGUGAAGCUGCUCAUUUGGCAACAAAUCCGAAAGGCAGUUGAAAUCAAAAUGAAAGAGAUUCUAAGGGCCAUGCACAAAUAUGGGGUCUACUCUAAAACGCUAGAACAGUUUUACUACCUAAAGUGUAAAUCGUUUUAUAAAAAAAGAAUCACCAGCAAGACCCUAUGUUGUGCCAUUACCUCAGGGAAAGACAAAACUGUGAACCUCAUUUUGAGGAGAGGAGCAGACCCAAAUUACUUUGAUGUGCGGUUACAACUGUUCCCCAUCCAUGCUGCUUCCAUCACGGGCAAUUUGAAGAUCUUUAAAAAUUUGGUGAAGAGGGGUGCAAACAUUUACGCGAAAACGGGCUGUAACAAUGCACCAAUCGAUUUGACUGAAAGUGUGGAGAUUAAACAGUUCAUUUUGGAGCACUCGAGGAGAAUUAACUUGAGGAAUGCCUGGCUGGUCAGGCGACGGAAGGCCGCCCACGUGCUCGCUCGCCUCUCCCCCGACGCGUUUUACCACGUCUGCGGGUUUUUGUGA
This is a messenger RNA of Plasmodium vivax (malaria parasite P. vivax), 1746 nucleotides long. RefSeq lists its product as hypothetical. The record is from RefSeq and is a predicted model, not a curated record. Gene Ontology annotation, molecular function: protein binding. Lineage: Eukaryota; Apicomplexa; Aconoidasida; Haemosporida; Plasmodiidae. The coding region runs from base 1 to 1746 and encodes 581 amino acids. The transcript has a single exon.